This is a messenger RNA of Staurois parvus, 306 nucleotides long. The record is from the annotation of a GenBank genome assembly. NCBI's taxonomy places the organism in Eukaryota, Metazoa, Chordata, Amphibia, Anura, Ranidae.
UUUUGAGAGGCUCCCACCAUCCCUGUGCUGAAUUCCCAGGUCUGUACACCUGCUGUGCCCAUUAUGAGAGGCUCUCACCAUCCUUGUGCUGAGUUCCGGGUCUGUACACCUGCUGUGCUCAUUAUAAAGGGUUCCCACCAUCCCUAUACAGAGUUCCCGGGUCUGUACACCUGCUGUGCUCAUUAUGGGGGGGUUUCCACCAUCCCAAUGCUGAGUUCCCGAAUAUGUACACCUGCUGUGCUCAUUUAUGAAGGGUUCCCACCAUCCCUGUACAGAGUUCCCAGCUCUGUACACCUGCUGUGCCCA